Homalodisca vitripennis (glassy-winged sharpshooter) is the source of this 3993-nucleotide messenger RNA. Its product is annotated as GATA zinc finger domain-containing protein 14-like. Lineage: Eukaryota; Metazoa; Arthropoda; Insecta; Hemiptera; Cicadellidae. The transcript has 4 exons. The coding region runs from base 515 to 2944 and encodes 809 amino acids. The record is from RefSeq and is a predicted model, not a curated record.
UUGUAUAAUAUUGUAAAUAUAGGUUGGAUGGUAUUAUUUUAAGUUUUAAAAAUGUGCAAGUAACCACAAUAUCGGAAGACAAUCCAGGAAACGUUCAGAUUCCAGUCGACUACGUUGCUGAUGUUUAUGUCUUCAAACCGAAAGUAGGAAGUGUUUUAACAGGAAUAGUAAGCAAGAAGAAUAAUAAUCAUAUAGCCUGCUUGGUGCAUAAAACAUUCAAUAUAACCAUUCCACGCCCCAUGAGAAUCACAGUUGAAGAUUGGAAUGGGAGUACUUUAAAUAUUGGUGAUGAAGUUACUUUUAAAAUUAAGUAUGUGGAUUUGAGUGGCGAGUUACCAUACAUUAAAGGCUCUUUAUAAACAAUAAGAUAAUGCUGAACGUCAUUUAGUUUGCUGAAGAAAGGACAGUGAAUUGAAUCCACUCUAAUUGAUAUUUAUAAGAAAAACUAAGCUUCUCUUAGCCCAAUAAGAGUUGCUAAUUAUUUCUUGGUGCUUGUUUAUAAAUAACACUGAUUAUGGAUGAAGGAAACUGUGACAGUUUACAUGAGUUGUCUAGUGUUGUAAGUGAUAGUUUAUUAAGUAAAAUAACAGUUAGGACAAAACCAGUUAGAACUAAAGAAGUUCUUCACCAUAUAGAAGAGAAUUCACAAGUACAAAAUGAAGAAGAAAUGGAAGUGUUCAAUAAAUCUACAGCUAAACCGUCAAAUACUGACAGAUUAAAUAAAAAACGAAAAAGAAGAAAUUCAAUUGCAAUCUGCACUAUAAGCCAAAGUAAAAAAGAAAUGGAUCCUUUUUAUAACAUUAAACUUGCAAAGAAACAUAAAUCAAAACGUAAAACUUACGGUGGGUAUGAAAAUGAACCCCAUUCAAAAUAUUUUUUUGAGGAAAAUGAUAAGAUUGAAGAUGAUUUUAAUAAAUGUGACUUUCCAUCUGGUAAACAUGAAAGGGAACACAAUCAUUCAGGAUACUUACAAGACGAACAUCUUAAUUUUGAAGAAAAAGUUGAAAGCAAAGCUAAUUCUGAAACUGUCUCUCCAACUGUGCAACAAAAAAAUAAACACAAACUGAAACAAAAACAUUCUGAAGAUUCGCAAAGUGAAAACCUUAUUUUAAAAGGUAAACAUGCAAUUGAUUCUAAUGCUGAAAGUAAAAGUGAGUCUCCAACCAUCACACAUCACAAGAAAUCUAAAUUAAAAAGCAAAUAUUCUGAGUACUUAGAAGAAAAACAUGACAAUGAUAAUAAUUCUGAGAUUGGCUCUCCAACUGACAAACAUAAAAACAAACACAAAUUAAAACAAAAAAAGUCUCAAGAUUUUCAAAGUGGAAACCUAUUAUUUGAAGAUAAACAUGAAAGUAAAGCUAAUGCUGAAAAUGAAAUUUAUUCUCCAACCAUCAAACAUCACAAGAAGCCUAAAGUGAAAAGUAAAUAUUCUGAUUACUUUAAAGAUACAAAUCUUAGCUUUGACAACAAUGUUCAAGAAAAAGAUAAAAACGAGAAUAAUUCUGAGAUUGAAUCUCCAACUAACGAACAUAAAAACAAACACAAAUUAAAACAAAAAAAGUCUCAAGAUUUUCAAAGUGGAAACCUAUUAUUUGAAGAUAAACAUGAAAGUAAAUCUAAUGCUGAAAAUGAAAUUUAUUCACCAACCAUCAAACAUUACAAGAAGCCUAAAGUGAAAAGUAAAUAUUCUGAUUACUUUAAAGAUACAAAUCUUAGCUUUGACAACAAUGUUCAAGAAAAAGAUAAAAACGAGAAUAAUUCUGAGAUUGAGAUUGACUCUCCUACAUCCCAACAUAAAAAUAAACACAAAUUAAAACAAAAACCUAAUGAAUAUUUUCAAAGUGGAGACAUUUUUGAAGAUAAACAUGAAAGUGAGUCUUAUUCUGAAAGUAAGAGUGAUUCUCCAUCUGUCAAACAUCAAACAAAAUCCAAUUUGAAAAGAAAAUAUUCAGGAGACUCAAGAGAUGGUCAUAUUAAUGUUGAGGAAAAUUUUAAAGAAAUAGAUGAAAAUGAUGCUAAUACUAAGACUAAAGAUGAUUCUCUAAUAGUCAAACAUAAAAGUAAGAAAAAUAAGGUACAUGAUUUGAAUAACAUAAAUUGUUCUCCUAUGGCUCCAAAGAAAAAUAAAAGUAAACAUAAGCUAUUAGAAAAUAAUAAUGAAAUACAAUGCUCAAGUAAUUCAGCUAUCUCAUCUUCAAUAAUAUUAAAAAAUUUAUUGGAAAGUGAAAGAAAGGCUUUGUAUAGAAAGAGACACAGUAUUUCUAAAAAGAAAAAACAAACAAAACAACAAAAGAGCAGUGAAAUGUGUAGUAAUGUCAAUAAUAAAUCAACAAAGGAAUUACAACAAAAGGAAAAUUCAGAAUAUAUUCCUGAGAAAAGCAAGAAAAAGAAAAUGCAAAACAAAAAACACAAUACCAACUCUGUAACUUCAAGAAAUAACAAAAAAGGAAUUGUCAAAGAAGAUACAUCUUCGAACGAGAUAGAAAUUAUGAGAGAUAUGUUACUGAGAAAAGCUAUGGAAAAUACAAACCUCGCAAAGACAAAUCUAGAAGCUUCAGUGGAAUGCACUACUAUGAAAGAAGAUAAACAUAAGAAAUUUUCCUCAGAGAUUGAAAAAAUAAAGUUUUUGGGUAAUAUUAAAAAAACAGAACACAAAGAGGAUAAAAAUAAAUGCAGAAAAAUAAAGGGUAAUAAAAUGGACAUGCAACAUAUUCAGCAAUCACUAUUGAACAAAGCAUUGAAAACACUUAAUUCAAAACCUGCAAAUAUUAAAGGUUCUUUCAAAUUUAAACCAUCUAAAAUAAAAAGUAAAGAUAAACCAACUGUAGUGAACGAUCUUAAAGGCAAGACAGGUAGCAUGAAGAAAAAGAAGAAAGCUGGAACAAAAGAUGAAUUAGAAGAAAUGACCUCAAAAUUGUUAUCUGCAGCUCUUUCAAAUAAAUAAAAGUAAAUAAAUUGUUCCAGACGAUAUUUAGUGCCUUAAAAAAUGUUGUUGUAGUCUUCAUCUGAAAAAAGAUCAGUUAUCAGGUAGUGAUAGUUAUCUAUAUGUAUAUAAUUUUCUAUGAGUGAAUGAUUCAUGCCAAUUAAACAAUACUUAGUUGCUUUUGUCAAACAAAAUUUAACUUCUAGCUACUUAAUAUUAUUUUUAAGUUUUGGUAAAAAAUGUUCAUAACAAGUACAUAGGAAAAGUUCAGUAAUCAUGUACAUGCACUGUACAUGUGUUUAUGUUACUUUUUUGUUGGUAAUUUUAAUAUAUUACAUUUUUUUUUUAAUUGACAUUAAUUUAGGUGAUAUUAAUUUUCACUUUGAGAAAGUGUACCUUAAAAAUAUAUUAUUCUACCUGACCAGUCAUAAUAGCAAAACCAUUAAUUUAUACAAAUGUUCCUCAUAAAUGUAAUUUUCAAAUCUUGUAAGUUCAAAGAAUGCUUGUUAAAAAUUUUUAUACCAGAUCAAAAUUAAAGAACCUUAAAAAUGAUUUAUAAUGAGUAACAUUUUGGCUGUUUUAUUGUUAUCUGAAUUUAAAAUUAUUUUAUAUCUUUUUUGACUAUACAGCUUAAUUGCAUCCUGUAAUUAUAUAACAGAUAAAAUUCUUGAGCUAAUAACUUGAUGUCUCAUUUUAUAGCGUCAUGUUUUUAUUGUUAUACCAAUUUGUUAUAGUAUUGUUCAUUUAUAAUAUUUUAUGCAUUAGUGUUAAGUUCAAUUGAAUUUUUAGUGGAACCAAUUAUGCUUAAACAAUUGAUUUGAUUUGAGCAAAGAUUAUUUAUUUUGUUUGUUUCUUAUAUAAACUUUUUAUAAAUUGUACAGAUUUUAUUUGUAUUUAAUACCAAUUCAUUUGUCUCCUACUAUGGAAUAUCUUUAUAAUUCCUCUUUUUAAACCCUUUUAGCCCCGGCGUCCGAUAUAUCGGACAGAGGUGGUCUAGCUAAAAUGCCCAACGUCUGAUAUACCGGACGUCUCGAGAAUUUAAUGUAGCUGGCUAAUAAUAUGUCCAAAUG